Molecule: messenger RNA, 1821 nt
Organism: Syngnathus acus (greater pipefish)
Lineage: Eukaryota; Metazoa; Chordata; Actinopteri; Syngnathiformes; Syngnathidae
Product: gastrula zinc finger protein XlCGF57.1-like
Exons: 2
Coding region: 285-1730 (481 amino acids)
Biological process (GO): regulation of transcription by RNA polymerase II
Molecular function (GO): RNA polymerase II cis-regulatory region sequence-specific DNA binding; DNA-binding transcription factor activity
Source: RefSeq, a predicted model, not a curated record
CUGUAGUGGGCGGAGCAAGGCAUAGAGCGUCAUCAAAAGAACAUCGCUGAGCUAAAACAAAUAAGGCUCGACUCGCGCUUCGUUGAAUAAGUCUUUCGCAAUUUGUACAAACGUAAUAAAUUCCUGACGCUGGUCGUUCGUUACUACUUUACUGGAGGACAAAAAAGCACUCAUUAAGCUUUCGAAUCGUCCACGUCGAUGCUUCUCCGGCUAACUUAGCUUAUUAUAGCACGCUAGUCGCUAGCACAUUGCUAAAGAGCCAAGUGUGUGAUGGUCGAGUGAAGAUGUGGGCAAUAAGUGUGAAAGAAGAAUAUGACGAGGGACUUUGUGGAACAAAGAAGGAUAAAGAGCCACAACGUCAACUGCUGGAGGCUGUUUUCCAGAAGCCUCAAGGUGAACAUGGAGCAGAUACCAGUGAAGAAAAUCUUCAACCUGUGCUGCAGCAGCAGCAGCCUGAGACACCUCGAUAUAAAGAGGAAGAGGAGCAAGAACCCGGUCACAUCAAAGAGGAAGAGCUCGACGAUGAUAUUAGCAGGUUUCCGUUGACUGUCAUUGUAAAGAGUGAAGAUGAGGAGGACGAAUCCCACUGUGGAGUAUCCCAGGCUGAGAGCCUCUUAGCACCGCUAUCGGAUAGUGACGACAUCAUGUCCCACUCUUCUGUUGCUGAUAUUGAUGAAAAUGCUGAAGGUGACGUGACAUGUCACACCAAAGACAAACGCUUGAAAUGUUCUCAGUGCGACAAAACGUUUGCCAAAGAGUAUUUGUUAAAAGUACACACCAGAACACACACUGGUGAGAAACCUUUUACCUGCUCAGUUUGCGGUAAAAGAUUCACUCAAAAGGGACAGUUAAUAGGACACGCAAGAACACACACUGGGGAGAAACCUUUUGCCUGCUCAGUUUGUGGUAAAACUUUCUCUGAAAAGGGACAUGUAAGAGUACACACAAGAACACACACAGGAGAUAAACCUUUCCCCUGCUCUGUUUGUGGGAAGAAAUUUGCUGAAAAGGGAAGUUUGAUCAGGCACACAAGAACACACACAGGAGAAAAGCCUUUUGCGUGCUCAAUUUGUAAUGAAAGAUUCUGUGUAAAGGUAGGUUUAACAAAUCACCUAAGAAACCACACCGGCGAGAAACCUUUUGUCUGCUCAGUUUGCGGUAAAGGAUUCAGUCAAAAGGGACAUUUAAUGACACAUGCAAGGACACACACCGGGGAGAAAUUUUUUGCCUGCUCAGUCUGCGGUCUCCGAGUAACUCAAAAGAUUCAUUUAACAACUCACAUGCGAAUUCACACAGGAGAGAAACCCUUCUCUUGCUUAGUUUGUGAUAAAAGAUUCACAGAAAAGGGAAGCUUGAUUAGGCACACAAGAACACACACUGGAGAGAAACCUUUUGCCUGCGAAAUUUGCGGUCAAAGAUUUUCUGACAAGGGACAUUUAAGAACACACACGAGAACACACACUGGGGAAAAACCUUUUGCCUGUUCAGUUUGCGGUAAAGGAUUUGCUGAGAAGAGAAACUUAAAAACACACUCGAGGACACACACCGGUGAGAAACCUUUUGUGUGCUCAGUCUGCACAUUAACUUUCAUUGAUCGUUCUGGCUUGAAUAAACACAUGAGAACACACACUGGUGAGAAACCAUUUGGUUGCAGUGUGUGUGAUGAACGCUUCAGUUUUAAUUAUCAGCUGAACAAACACAAGUGUGCUAGUAAGAAGAGCAACAAAUGACAUUCCAGAUCGGGCGUCGGGAAUCUAUGGCUCGCGAGCCAGAUAUGGCUCUUUUGGGUGACGUUAUUAAAAAGAAUACGUUAGUACACUC